GGCUUGGCAAAAGCGGUAAACCAAACGAAUACUCUCUCAAAUUACACAGUGAUGACCUUGCAGCCGUAGUAGCUAAAGUUAAAUCGAAUAAAUCGAACAAGAAGAUCGUCUUGGUUGGCUGGUCUUAUGGGUCACUAAUUUCUCUCACAUUUAUGCAAAAUUAUCCUGAUAUUGAAGUACAUGGAUUUAUUUCGGUUGGGGGAAUCGUCGAUUUCAAAUUCGAUCCGUCAAAAGAAUUAACGAGUAUUUUAACUACAUUGAAUAAUAGUGAUGAUUUCACAACAAUUGUUUCCGUAUUUACUACAAUUUAUGAGAAUAUUUCCGCUAAACCUCUUUCUGAUGAACUCAAAUCUUUUAUGCUCGGCACCACUGUCCUUGUUUCUAACGGAUAUCGCAAAACUAGUAUUUUUGUUCCAACAGAUGAUUUAAGUAAUUUCUUUAGUAACCUAAACAUUCCAACCUUAAAUAUCAUUGGCGCACAAGAUC
Molecule: messenger RNA, 486 nt
Organism: Funneliformis caledonium
Lineage: Eukaryota; Fungi; Glomeromycota; Glomeromycetes; Glomerales; Glomeraceae
Source: the annotation of a GenBank genome assembly